Molecule: messenger RNA, 2178 nt
Organism: Menidia menidia (Atlantic silverside)
Lineage: Eukaryota; Metazoa; Chordata; Actinopteri; Atheriniformes; Atherinopsidae
Source: the annotation of a GenBank genome assembly
AAAUACAUCUUUUAAAUUGUGACUCAUUAUUUAAAAAUGCAGCCAAUCUUUAAAAAAUACGUAGCUAGAGAUGCCUUUCUACCUAUGCAUUAAACGGAAGAAACCUGAGGUUCUCCGUCGUUGAACCUUUUGCCGUUAGAACGGGAACGCAACACAAGACUGAAGCAGCUGCACACCGAUGAAGCCAAUGACAGCCGCCCGCUAGCUAAAGUCAUGGCGCUGCUUAAACAGAGUUGCUGUGUUGCCGGUCGUUUUUCCACAAACCACCUAUGGCUGAGUCCCAGGAACAUUCCACAUGUUUACACGAGCGGUGUGACUACCGCGGCCAAAUCCUCUCCAGAUCGGGCUGACAGGAAGAAGGAGCUUCUGACCGACGACGGGCCGGAUCUGCAGGACUUUAUUUCAGGGGAAUUGUCGGAGAAAAGCAAGUGGGAAGAGUACAAAGGCACCCUGAAGAGACAGAAGGGAGAGAGACUGAGGCUUCCUCCAUGGCUGAAGACUGAGAUCCCAAUUGGAAAGAACUUCAACAAGUUGAAGAACACACUGCGAGACCUCAACUUGCACACGGUGUGCGAGGAGGCCAGAUGUCCAAACAUUGGAGAAUGUUGGGGCGGAGGGGAGUACGCCACGGCGACAGCCACCAUCAUGGUGGGUUCUAACACCACCACCUCCGACAGCCUCCGAUCGCUGAUGGGCGACACCUGCACCCGCGGGUGCAGGUUCUGCUCGGUGAAGACUGCCCGCCGGCCCCCGCCUCUGGACCAAGACGAGCCCUACAACACCGCCAAGGCCAUCGCCGCCUGGGGGCUGGACUAUGUCGUUCUGACCUCGGUUGACAGAGAUGAUAUCCCCGACGGAGGGGCGUCACACUUUGCGAAGACCGUUUCGAAUCUAAAGGAAAGAAACCCUCAGAUCCUGGUGGAAUGUCUCACCCCGGAUUUUCGCGGCGACCUGGAUGCCGUGGCCGUGAUCGCCCUGUCGGGGUUGGACGUUUACGCCCACAAUGUGGAGACUGUGCGGGAGCUGCAGAGGCACGUCCGCGACCCCCGAGCAAACUUUGACCAGUCCCUGAGUGUCCUGAAACACGCCAAGAAGGUCCAACCCAACGUGCUCACCAAGACCUCCAUCAUGCUGGGGCUCGGGGAGUCGGAUCAACAGAUAAUGGACACUCUGACGGAGCUGCGGGAGGCCGGAGUGGAGUGUCUAACGCUUGGCCAGUACAUGCAACCCACCAAACGCCACCUGAAGGUGGAGGAAUACGUCACUCCUGAAAGGUUCGCUCACUGGGAGAAAGUUGGAAACGAAAUGGGUUUCAUCUACACGGCCAGCGGGCCGUUGGUCCGGUCCUCCUACAAAGCAGGCGAGUUCUUCUUGAAGAAUCUGCUUAAAAAGAGAAAAGCAGAAGCCACAACAGCAGAGUGAAAAGCUUCCGGAAGCUUUUUUAAAAACAAAACUUCUACCAACCUGCAACUAUAAAAAGACACUGAGACAAAACACGCUUAGUCCACGGUCACAAUAACCCGUUGUUUGCACCUGUAGCGCAGGAAAUUAUAACAAAAAACAUUAUCUAGUAAAUUCAAAGACAUUAUGCAGCAUAAAAGCUCGAAGAUGACGUUGUUCUCAGGUCCAGCUGUUACAGCUGUUCAGAGAGGUUGACAUCAGAAGCAGCUGCAGAGGCGCUUGUACGCAGACCUCAUCUUUGUAACAAUGUCAGGACAAAAUACGACUUGAAAGGGAGAAGAAGCUGUAGCUUUUAUUCUGGGCUCCUCGGGGGGCUCAUAAAUCACCACCACCCACAGAUGGAUUACAGGUAAAAAGCUUCCAAACCAUCCUCCAACCAGUUUUGUUUGUGGGGCUAUGAUGCCUCACUCCAGAUUUUAACGAAGCAGAACUUGUUUGUUUUAUUUGUUUAGCGAGUGAGACCGAGAAGGGAAGUUGUGCGUCUGAUGUAUAAAAACAAAGCUUUUUGUUUUCAGGGCUCUGAAACAGCCCUUUUAAAAUAGACCCUUUCCUGUUGGUAAAAAAAAAAAAAGCCCUCUCAUCAUUUGAAAAGAUGAGGUUUGAAUUCAGUGUAGAGAGGUUCAAACAGAUGUGUGGCUCCCAACCCUGAUCAGCGAAAGAAAAGCAACUUAUGAAGUGUAUAUUUGUAUUUAAAGAAUUAAAAUCCUUCAAUCUGUA